AUGAGCUCCUCCUUCGCCAGCCUCGUCAAGCAGCGCACGCAGCGCGUCGGCACAUUCAUCGGCAGCGACACGAGCACGUUCAUCUCGAACGUUUCUUCCCAGAGAGCUACGAUACUAGCCUCGCCUUCGCUCUCGUCGGGCGCCGAAACGCUCGAAGAUUGGAUGUACUGGCAGCGCGACGCCAACAACGCGCACUGCUGGACGAAGGUGUACGGAGUUCUUGACAACGAGUUCUUGUGGCUGUUUAAGGGCAACCACUCGAGCCGGACCAUGUUCUUACAGAUUGCAGUUUCCAGCGUCGAGGUAUCGGGACAGCGCCAGCUGCGGCUCGUGGACCCGAACGGCGAGGACAUGGAAAUCUGGCUGAUGGACGAGGAUAGCUUCGUCGUGUGGCGCCAGCGGCUCGAGGACGCCGCUGCGCUCACCACUCAGUUCUUCCGUAUGACAGAGCUCGAGGCACAUCGACUUCCGCGUAACAGCGCCUACCGCGGUAGUCUGGUCACCUAUCGCCGCAACAGCAAGCGUACACGCUACAAGGCCGCUAUCGAGUGGGUGGCGAUGCGCUGGAAGCAGAAAUUUGCGCGGUGA
This is a messenger RNA of Phytophthora infestans T30-4, 588 nucleotides long. RefSeq lists its product as uncharacterized. The record is from RefSeq and is a predicted model, not a curated record. The coding region runs from base 1 to 588 and encodes 195 amino acids. NCBI's taxonomy places the organism in Eukaryota, Oomycota, Peronosporomycetes, Peronosporales, Peronosporaceae. The transcript has a single exon.